Molecule: messenger RNA, 2111 nt
Organism: Oncorhynchus mykiss (rainbow trout)
Lineage: Eukaryota; Metazoa; Chordata; Actinopteri; Salmoniformes; Salmonidae
Product: transcription factor Sox-21-B
Biological process (GO): negative regulation of transcription by RNA polymerase II; brain development; neuron differentiation
Cellular component (GO): nucleus
Molecular function (GO): DNA-binding transcription activator activity, RNA polymerase II-specific; RNA polymerase II cis-regulatory region sequence-specific DNA binding
Source: RefSeq, a predicted model, not a curated record
AGUUAUCAACCAUUUGAGUAAACGCUGGAUUCAAGUGCUGAGUGGUGGUUAACAGUCUGGCGAUAGUAGCAAAACAAGAUAAGAACUUCGCUAGGCAUAUUGCCUUCUCUCUUCUAUGCAAUAUUGAUUUUACUCGUCGGACAUCAACAUGCAUCAGAAAACAUAACUUUUACUGAGUUUCUCAUCAGGACGCAGCGCAUUGCUCUUUUCCAAACGGAUAUCUUACAACGGUGUGAUGAAGCACUGAGAUUUUACACCAUAAGUACUUUGUACCAACAUGUCUAAACCAAUGGAUCACGUAAAACGACCGAUGAAUGCCUUCAUGGUUUGGUCCAGAGCGCAGAGAAGAAAAAUGGCUCAGGAGAACCCAAAAAUGCACAACUCCGAAAUCAGCAAAAGAUUGGGAGCGGAGUGGAAACUUCUCACUGAGUCGGAGAAAAGGCCAUUCAUUGACGAAGCUAAACGACUGAGAGCCAUGCACAUGAAGGAGCACCCUGACUAUAAAUACAGACCUAGGCGAAAGCCAAAGACUCUGAUGAAAAAAGACAAGUUUGCCUUCCCAGUGCCCUACAAUCUUGGGGAGCACGACGCGCUUAAAGUUAGCGGUUUAUCUCAUGGAGCACUUUCCGAACACCUAUUAGGGAACCCCGACAAGGCGGCAGCGGCGGCCGCAGCAGCGAGAGUCUUUUUCAACCCGUCCAUGUCCACGAACCCCUAUUCGUUUUUUGAGCUCGGAUCGAAGAUGUCAGAGCUAUCCUCGCCCUCGUUUCCUUACCCAUCUCUGGGCUACCCUGGUGGCACGGCUUUCUCUGGAACUGGCGGUGUCGGUGGAACUCACACCCACACUCACUCUCAUCCAGCCCCGGGCAACCCAGGCUACAUGAUCCCCUGUAACUGUACGGGCUGGCCCUCUGCGGGUCUCCAGACACCGUUAGCCUACAUCCUACUCCCCGGGAUGGGCAAACCUCAACUUGACUACCCUGCAUAUGCAGCGGCAUUAUGAUAGCCUAUUGGACUUAGAAGAAGUUUAAAUGUGAAAAAAUAUUCAUGCAAGAGUUUAUUAUGCAUGCACAAACUUGUACAUGUGAUAAAGUGCUCGUCGUCUCAGAUAUCACAUGUGUAUGUAUAUUGAUUAAUGCCUUUAUCUAAGGUAGGGCCUAAUGCUUAUUUAGAGAACUCACGAAACUAAUAUUCAUCUGUCAAAUCCCAGAGGGACAGAACAAAAGGAUUGCAGGAAUACAGAGAGCAAAGGGCCCUUGUCAAUGUGAAUUCUAAUUUGAAAGGCACCAUGUCUGUUGCUAAAGCACCUGCUUUACUGGCUUGUUAUCAAGUAGGCAGUUUACUACAUCACACAACAAAUCAGAUAUAAACAUGAACUGGUCAUACUUAUCUUCAUAUAUUUUAUCUGAUAAUUAAAUAUUGUUUAAGAAAUAUAAAUCACUUGCUUUUAUAUGAUUUAUAUUGUUGGUCAAGAAGGUUUGUUCAUUUCUUGUGCUUCUGGCUACGCUCGUGUUGCUUUAUUGUUUCAAUCAGAACGGCAUAAGCCUGUAAAUGUGUACAGCUAGCGUAAAUGGUGGUAAUAUUUAAUUUGCCAUUUGGCUAGUAUUUGAGAUGUGGUCUGGAACUGACUGGGUGGUUUGGCUCAAAAUCCAGUUGAUAUUUUAAGUUUUCAAACACUGUUUUAUAGAUGUCUGUAAUAUUUAUUGUUUAGUGGGAAUCAUUAUGCUGACCCGGUUGAUUGAACAGUGGACAUACCUUGUCCUGUAACAUUUGCACAGGAAAUAUUAAGUGCUUAUGGGAUGUAAUUUAUUUAAAGGAAUCACACUGCCAAGUAUGAAGAGCCUAAAAGUUUUUUUUAAAUUCGACAACAAUCGGUAUCCUUUCUUUCAACAUUGGCAAUUCACCAAAUUGUCAUUUAUUAUUUUUUGGUUUCUUGAGACCUUCGCAUUUAUGUGCGUUAGGUGCAGCACUCGUUUUUACUAACUCUUAAUUAAUUAAGUUGUAUGUUUUGUGUUUUAUUUAAACACCACUUACAUGUACUUUAAACUCGUAAAUGCUAUUAUGUUCAUUUGUUGAACAAAGGGUUAUAAUAAAGCUAUUGCGGACAAACA